Nymphalis io (European peacock) is the source of this 904-nucleotide messenger RNA. It is a transcript of the gene slou, whose product is annotated as homeobox protein slou. Bases 37 to 894 code for a protein of 285 amino acids. The transcript is spliced from 3 exons. Gene Ontology annotation, cellular component: nucleus. Lineage: Eukaryota; Metazoa; Arthropoda; Insecta; Lepidoptera; Nymphalidae. The record is from RefSeq and is a predicted model, not a curated record. Gene Ontology annotation, molecular function: RNA polymerase II cis-regulatory region sequence-specific DNA binding; DNA-binding transcription factor activity, RNA polymerase II-specific. Gene Ontology annotation, biological process: cell differentiation; regulation of transcription by RNA polymerase II.
AAUGUUUGUGGCAUAUUUAAAUAAAUAGACGUUGAUAUGACGAUGCUGGCAAUGGCGCGAAGUUCUGAGGAUAGGAGAGAGGACGAAGCUGAAGCGGAGGCGGAGGCGAACGGCGAGGUGGACGUCGUCGGCGUAGAAGAGGCCGCGCCGGUUGACCUGACGAGGCGACUCGGGCUGACGAGGCCGCCUGACCGACCCGCUAUUGCGUUUUCCGUUGAAAAUAUUCUAGACCCCACCAAGUUCACUGGACGAUCGGAAGUGCCUCUGCGCUAUGAUGAGACGUACUGGAGACCACAUUAUGAUAGAGAUGACAGCGAUUCUGUCAAAGAUCAUCUGCAGCACUCGGACCUCGAAGCUGAUGAUGUGGAAACAGACGAUCAGACAUCUAACAUGGAUGAUGACAUAUUAACACAAUCCGACCUUGACGAAAAUGGGGAUCCAAAGAGUCCCACGAGUUCUAGUUCGAAGAAGUGUAAGAAUGGUUCCUCUAGAGACUCUAAGGGGGGGACAAAGCCAAGAAGAGCUAGAACGGCAUUUACAUACGAACAACUAGUUUCCUUGGAGAAUAAAUUUAAGACGACAAGAUACCUAUCUGUUUGUGAACGUCUCAACUUGGCGUUAAGUCUCAGUCUGACGGAAACGCAGGUCAAAAUAUGGUUUCAAAACCGUCGGACAAAAUGGAAAAAGCAAAACCCUGGGAUGGAUGUGAACAGUCCCACCGUGCCCCCACCACCUGCGGGGGCUUUUCCUUCUGGCCCUUAUCCUGGGGGUCUCCUGUACUCACACGGUGUCCCAUAUCCGUUCACCGGCCCGGGACCCUAUGCGCCCUACUUUCACCAUUUAGCCACAAAUCACCACCACAGCCACGGGUCCUUAGGUCACUCCCACACGUGAUUAUGGCAAC